Dacryopinax primogenitus is the source of this 765-nucleotide messenger RNA. Its product is annotated as winged helix DNA-binding domain-containing protein. The coding region runs from base 1 to 765 and encodes 254 amino acids. The record is from RefSeq and is a predicted model, not a curated record. Gene Ontology annotation, biological process: protein transport to vacuole involved in ubiquitin-dependent protein catabolic process via the multivesicular body sorting pathway. Lineage: Eukaryota; Fungi; Basidiomycota; Dacrymycetes; Dacrymycetales; Dacrymycetaceae. The transcript has a single exon. Gene Ontology annotation, cellular component: ESCRT II complex.
AUGCACAGACUAGGCGGCGCUGGGAUUGGUGGCCUGCAGCGACAAACCCAAGCUACGCAAGCGUACAAGCCCCUAUCCAGCGCAAUCUCUCGCUCGCAGAUCGACAGUCUCCAACAGCAGCUCGCGACCUUCCGUGAAGCGCUGACACGAUUUGCGAGGGAACAUCGGAAUGAUAUCCGCCGUAACCCAGAGUUCAGACAACAAUUUCAGCAGAUGUGUGCUGCGAUUGGUGUCGAUCCACUUGCUGGACCGCGGAAGGGUGGUUGGUGGGCAGAGCUCAUUGGCUAUGGGGACUGGACCUAUGAGCUCGCCAUUCAGAUUGUCGAAAUAUGUGUCAAUACACGGGACAUCAACGGCGGUCUGAUCGAGAUGGAUGAAGUGCUCAGAAUGGUACGAAGGCUGCGGGCAUUGGGUGAAGACGAUGGGUCUGAAGCCAUCAGCGAAGAAGAUAUCGUGCGAAGUGUGCAUACCCUCAGCGUACUCGGGGCCGGUUAUCAGAUUGUCACCGUCGGACAUCGCAAGAUGCUUCGAAUUGUUCCUCAAGAGCUCGACACUGAUCAGGCUGCUGUACUCGAGGUGGCUCAAGAAGCUGGAGGUCAGGUGAACGAAGGCCUCUUGGUGUUGAGGAAGAAGUGGACGGUAGAACGAGCAAGAACCGCACUAGAGAACAUGCUCAUGCGCGACGGACUGUGCUGGAUCGACGACCAAGCAGAAGAAGGAAUUGUAUAUUGGGUACCCAGUGUGAUGAUAUGGGCUGAAGAAUAG